This is a messenger RNA of Mus musculus (house mouse), 3305 nucleotides long. RefSeq names its product prostaglandin I receptor (IP) (gene Ptgir). Gene Ontology annotation, cellular component: cytosol; plasma membrane; membrane. The transcript is spliced from 2 exons. NCBI's taxonomy places the organism in Eukaryota, Metazoa, Chordata, Mammalia, Rodentia, Muridae. The record is from RefSeq and is marked validated. Gene Ontology annotation, biological process: vasodilation; adenylate cyclase-activating G protein-coupled receptor signaling pathway; G protein-coupled receptor signaling pathway. Bases 269 to 1516 code for a protein of 415 amino acids. Gene Ontology annotation, molecular function: G protein-coupled receptor activity.
AGACUCGCACACAGACAGGAGAGACUGAGGGACUUCAGAAGGCAGAGGUGCUGGAGGGUCUAGAAAGCAGAAAUGUCAAGGAGGUGACAGAGAAGUGUAGAGGAAAGAACAGGGGGUAGGGGACAGGGAACACUGAGGCACAAAGGGACAAGGACCUGACAGAGAAGGAAAGAAACAGGAGAGGGACAGACACAGGAGAAGACAGAAACAAAAGACAGAAACACACGGGCAACUGGGAAUUGACUGGCAGAUCCCAGAUCCUAUGAAGAUGAUGGCCAGCGAUGGACAUCCUGGACCCCCUUCUGUCACUCCUGGGAGCCCUCUCAGUGCAGGUGGCAGAGAGUGGCAGGGCAUGGCAGGCUCCUGCUGGAAUAUCACCUACGUUCAAGACUCGGUAGGACCUGCCACCAGCACGCUGAUGUUCGUGGCUGGUGUAGUGGGCAACGGGCUGGCAUUGGGCAUCCUGGGUGCCCGACGGAGGUCACACCCAUCGGCCUUUGCGGUGUUGGUCACUGGGCUGGCGGUGACGGAUCUGCUGGGCACGUGCUUCUUGAGCCCUGCAGUGUUUGUGGCCUAUGCUCGAAACAGCUCUCUGCUGGGCCUGGCCCACGGUGGGACGAUGCUGUGUGACACUUUCGCCUUCGCCAUGACGUUCUUCGGCCUGGCCUCCACGCUCAUCCUCUUUGCCAUGGCUGUGGAGCGGUGCCUGGCACUCAGUCACCCCUACCUGUACGCCCAGCUGGACGGGCCGCGCUGCGCCCGCUUUGCCUUGCCUUCCAUCUACGCUUUCUGCUGCCUCUUCUGCUCACUGCCCCUGCUGGGCCUGGGCGAGCAUCAGCAGUAUUGCCCAGGGAGCUGGUGCUUCAUCCGCAUGCGUUCCGCCCAGCCUGGCGGCUGUGCCUUCUCCCUGGCCUACGCCAGUCUCAUGGCCCUGUUGGUGACCUCCAUCUUCUUCUGCAACGGCUCCGUCACUCUCAGCCUCUAUCACAUGUACCGCCAACAGAGACGCCACCAUGGCUCGUUUGUACCGACCUCUCGGGCACGAGAGGAUGAAGUUUACCACCUGAUUCUGCUGGCCCUCAUGACCGUCAUCAUGGCCGUGUGCUCCCUGCCUCUCAUGAUCCGAGGCUUCACUCAGGCCAUCGCCCCAGACAGCAGAGAGAUGGGGGACCUCCUCGCCUUCCGCUUCAACGCCUUCAACCCCAUCCUGGACCCCUGGGUCUUCAUCCUUUUCCGAAAGGCUGUCUUCCAACGCCUCAAGUUCUGGUUGUGUUGCCUGUGUGCCCGUUCUGUCCAUGGGGAUUUGCAGGCGCCCCUUUCCAGACCUGCAUCGGGGAGAAGAGACCCACCGGCUCCUACUUCUCUCCAGGCUAAGGAAGGGAGCUGGGUGCCCCUGUCGUCCUGGGGCACGGGACAGGUGGCACCAUUGACUGCUGUGCCUCUGACUGGUGGUGACGGCUGCUCUGUGGGAAUGCCAUCCAAGUCAGAGGCCAUCGCUGCCUGCUCCCUCUGCUGAUAUCUGAGCUGGUCCUGCAUGUCAUCCUAAGCCCGCUGUCACAGGACCAGAAGCCAGAAGAUCAGGGACUCAACUGACGGUAGCAGAAACCACAUAUUUGAUCCCCAGAGUCUGGGGGUGUCUGCUGCUGCUUCUCCUCCUUCGGUAUGGUGGCUAGAGGCCUUGGAAAGAGGGUGAGGGAUGCCGAAGGUUCUAUGGCUCUCAAGAAGGAUUCUCUCAAAAUAACCAGGGCCUGGGCAGGCUGCUCUGGCCCCUGGGCUCCUCCAUCCAUCUCUCUGUCUAAAUAUUUAGGGAGCAGAAAAAUUCCCAGAGGCUUCUGUGGACUCGAGUCUACUGGGGUUAGAGUGUCUGCUCUCCUCUUCCACUGAGGGGGCCCCUGGCUGCCCACCCCAGGUCCCCAGGGGACACAAGGCAUUCCAGCAACUUCUGCAGAAAUGUGUCUGCCUCCCCCAUUUCCCAUCCCCUAUCUGACUUGGAAAUCUUGAACCCCUAAGAGGAAGUGAGAAGAAAGGAGGGCCACUGCACUGCAGGUGACAUUGCUGGACACAUGCCUGGCACAGAAAUGGUCUGAGAAAUGCCACAGCUAUCUUGGGGAACUGCGCUGUGUGAACUUUGGAGGAGGGCACAGGGACAAGGCGGAGAUGGUGGUGAUGUAGCAUGCAGAGGCUCCAAAGGACUUCACAGGCAUGCUUCCUAGGAUGCAUGUCCCAAGCCUGUGCCCCCAUCCUGGAACAACUUACUGCCACCUUUCAGAACUGGACCACAACUCACCAUCUUUGGAAUCUCCACAAAAGUUUCCCUCAUUCAUUCAACAAACUCCCGGGGGACCCUGAAGUCAGCAGGCACUCACUCUUCCUCCCUCGGAUCAGGGUCGCAGAAAAGUCCCAGGCCUCCAAGCAAAGAAUCCUGGGUGCGUGGAAAUGAGCUGCCUGGCAUGAGGGGAAGUGAGUCAGCUGGAGGGCCGGGCUGCAUGCGGGAGGGCAAGCCAGUGCUCCUGCUGAUGUUUCUCCUGGUUCCUGUUUCUCAGCCACUCCGGUCAUUCGUCCUCCCACUCCAUCUGCUCGGCAGCAUAUUAGCAAAGCCUCUCCAGAGAAAGUGGAACCAGGGCCCAGAGAGGGCAAAGCCCAAGCUUGGACCACACAGCAGAACUUUCUCACGGCCUCUCUGUGCCUCAGUUUCCUCAGCUCUAAUCUGACAGGGGUGUCUUGAGGAGUAAAGGACUCUCUCCCAAAAGAACACUUUAACACAGGACCUGGAAGGAAGCCACAGAGGGUGUUACUGUUACUGCUGUCAAUAUUGUUAUCUGGGCAAACAUAGAAACAAAAAACUAGAAAAUAAGGCAAGGAUUUCUCCUGAGUUUUUUUUUUUCUCCCAAGUAAGUAUAUUUCCAUCACACUCAGAAAAAGCAAAGAGAAUCGGGAGAAGAGAAAACAGGCAGAGGUAAGCUGGGUGUGGAGGUGUGUGCCACAACGCCUCGGCCCUUCUUCAGGCAGGAGGUCAGAGUUCAAGGUCAUCCUCCACUACAUACAGGGUUCAAGGUCAGCCUGGGGUAUUUGAGACUCUCAAAACCAAAUGACAACAACAGAUAAAACCACAAAACAAACCAGUCUGAGUUGACCAGUCAGUCCUCAGGUACUGAAAGAUACUAUCUGAUGCCAGUUGCUGACUUUGUAAAUGAUCCAAAUACCACUGAAUGGAUAAUUUGCUGUGAAUGAUAAAUGGUUAAAAUGGUAAUUUUUAUUUACGGGUAUUUUACCACAAUAAAAAAAAUGUAAUAGUGAAAAAAUAA